Molecule: messenger RNA, 906 nt
Organism: Talaromyces amestolkiae
Lineage: Eukaryota; Fungi; Ascomycota; Eurotiomycetes; Eurotiales; Trichocomaceae
Exons: 2
Coding region: 1-906 (301 amino acids)
Source: RefSeq, a predicted model, not a curated record
AUGUUUCGACAAGGUACCCUCUUCGCUCUCUCGACACUGUUGCUACAGUAUGCACUAGCAGCACCUGCGUCCCAUGGCGGUGAUGAAGACUGGGGCGUUCCUGCCAAAGGCAACUGGAAGAAUCCCUCAGUGUCACACGGCGGAUCUUCUGACUUUAACCACGGCGGUAGCGGUGGAUUCGAUAACAGCCAUUGUAACAAUAACGAGGGUGUUGCAAUCACCACGACGGUCACAACAUGCCCUGCAACAAAUUCGGCUACGGCGACAAGAACCGUGACCGUUACCACUAAUGGUGGUGGCAAUGGAGGAACGACCACGGUCAUUGAGACUAUCAGCUCUUGCACAUCAUCCACCACCGAUUACGUGACCAUCACGGCCAAUGGAGUCGUGACUACUACCACUGUAACCGUACCGACAACUACGACUUCCACCGUAACAACCGGUGGAACAACUGUCACGGUUCCUGCUUCAACUUCCACGGUCACCUCCACUCAGACGGCAACAACGACCGAUACCAAAACGGUCACCAACAACGAGAUCGUGACCACAACUGCCACAACUACUAGCACCUUGACCAUAGAAUUCUCCACGACUAUCACUGCCGACAAUUGUGCAGCCACUGAUCCCGGUGUUCCAUCUUAUGGCUCAUGCUCUGAUCCUACAAUCAGAUAUGAAUACGGUCUUGAUGGCCGUACAGACUAUUCCUACACAACGAACAAUCAGGCUGACUUCCCAUUUGGAUCAUCUCCUAAUAUCGACCCGGUGGAUGGACUGAUCUGUAAUCGUCUACGUAGUCCUUGCAAUGCUCCGGAGGAGACUGUGCAACGAUGCUUAGAGUCAGCGGAGAUUGUCAGUCAGCUUUCGGGCCAGGAAGCUGCCGAUGUUUGGAAUUCAUUGAUGACUUGA